UUCUCUUUGGUGAACUCCAACUUUUUAAUUUUCCAAGUGGUAAACAUUCUUAAAUUUUAUUAUCAAUGAUAAACCUAAAAUUUUAUACUAAGUCAAAUAUAACACUAAUGAUAAAUUUUAACUAAAUAUUUAACCAUAGUUAGCUUUUUUUUUUAAACAUUUAUUUUAGAAAUAUUUUUUAUAAUAAAAAAAAACCCUCCCCUCACCGACAGCAACCACACCACCACCCAUUACCCCCGUCGGCGGCCAGAGGAUUUACUCGGUGCCGGCGGUACACUCCUGACCCAAAGCCCGACCGCCCAGCCCCUCCCCUUCCCCUAAACCACCUAUUGAAAUCCCAAAUACACCACCAAUGCACCACUCCUCCAACCACCAGCGCUCCACUCUGCAUCUCCAACAACAAAACCACCAACUGCUGCUGCUACCCACCAAACCCCUAAUCAUUUUCACAGCCGCAACAAAAUCGCAGCCCAAUACCACCAAUCGCAACCACAAUUCCCACCAAUCUCAACCGCAAUUCGCAAAGCACCCCUAUUCACAGCCACAAUCACAACCAAUGAGGAAUUUGCGGGCAUCGUUUGUGGGUGGUGUGUUUGCGAAUAGAAGAGGAAUAGCAGUAGAAGCGCUAAUUUCGAUGGUGUUGCGGGCUGGUGCUGGGGUUGGUGGUAGUUGAAAUCGGGGAGGAAAAGGGAGGGGGUGGCAAGAAAUGGGAGGAGAAGGGAAAGGGUGGCCAGAAUUAGGAAGGGGAAGGGAGUUAGUGGUCGGAAUCGGGGAGGGGAAGGAAGAGAGAAGGUAGGGCGGAGGAGAUAUCAAGAUGGGAGAAAGAGAGAAGGUGGGGCGGGGGAGGUUAGGCGUCGCUGGACAAGGAUGGGGAGGUCGGGAGUCGUCGGCGGUGGGGGAGGUCGGGUGUCUCCGGCAGAGGAAUGGCCGCCGGCAGGGGAUUAGAGGGGUUGCCGCCUACUGGUGGCUAGCUAGGUUGGGUAGGGGAGGGGUUUGGUUUUUUUUUUUUUUUUUUUUUUAAAAAAAAUUACUUUUAUAAUUAUUUAAUCAUUAAAAAAAACUAACUAACCAUAGUUUAGGAUUUUUAUUAAAAUAACACUUAUCAAUGGUAAUCAAAAUUCUAGGUUUACCAUUAAUAAUAAAAUUUAAGAACGUUUACCACCUGGAAAACAAAAAAAUUGGAGUUCACCAAAGAGAAUUUCUCGAAAAAAAAUAAUAAAUAUCGAGUAAACAUUGUUGAACACUAAAUGUCUGUCCACACUGAUCGAUCCCAUAGUCGGGCCUUUCCCGGGGGCCCGAAUCUUUCACCACCGGAGGAUCAUGCCGGAGAUGAGGGUGAAUCCAUGCAUCAAGAUGAUGCAGCCACCAAGUCAUCGAAGAUGCUAUCGAUCAAACGUGGUGGUAGCUGCUCACGUGGUACCGGUAAAUGGCAGAAGAUGAGAGCUCAAUUGGAUAUGUCUCUCCACACAGGGGAAACGUCUACUAGACCAAUCACACGGGCAUUGUCACAGAAGCAGGAGCUGAAGUCUCAGGAUAGUGCCAAAAUCUUCAACUUAGAUGAUAGCAGUUUCAUGGGAGGUUCUUGCAUAAAGAUAAUAUCCGAAGAUGAAACAUUGAAGAGGUGUCCUUCUGUUGAUAUCAUUGAAAUUGAAUCCUCAGCCGAAAAUUCUGGCCUUCAAUCAAAUCUCAAUGAGCUAUUGAAUGAUAAUAGUGCGUUCAUCAGUAGAGCCAUAGUAAAAGAUGAGAUAUCUGAUACAAAUGAAAAUGACAACAGGCUUGGAUCUCCUGAAAUUGGCAUAAAUGGAGAGCAACCCAUGGAAGCGCAGCCUGAAAAAGGUCCAAGUCAGCUGAUUGUUUCUGAACAUGAAAAUAUAUGUCCACAACUACUAGGAGACAGCCUGACUGCCAUGUUAAGGGACUCGUCUCGUAUACUCUCGGUUACAACCAAUAAGCAAGGGAUUAUCACCAAAGAUUCUGUUGUAAUUGACCAUGGACUUAGAUCUUCCAACAGAAUUGGCUUCACCUCAGGAGGACAAUCAAUGGACCCACAGCCUGAAGAAGGUCAAAGUGAGUCCAUUUCUCACAACACGAAAAUGAAUGUCCAGGACAAGGACAAGGACAAGGUCAAGGUCAAAGUAACCAAGGAUUUCAAUCUUCAAACAAAAUUUGCUCAACCUUUGGGGGCGAACAAACUAACAGGCAACUUGAAGGCGGUGACAGUCAGUCCAUUGCUUCACGACAUGAAAAUGACUGUCUAAAAGCAACCGGAACAACUGCCAUU
Messenger RNA from Chenopodium quinoa (quinoa), 2281 nucleotides. RefSeq lists its product as uncharacterized. The transcript is spliced from 5 exons. NCBI's taxonomy places the organism in Eukaryota, Viridiplantae, Streptophyta, Magnoliopsida, Caryophyllales, Amaranthaceae. The record is from RefSeq and is a predicted model, not a curated record. Bases 1248 to 2258 code for a protein of 336 amino acids.